AUGGCUCUCCAGAAGACCCUUUCAUUGCUUCUGCUCUUGUUGGUGACCCUGCUGGGGCUGGGGUUGGUGCAGCCCUCAUUUGGCCAAUCCAUGUACCAACAAUUCCUGCGGCAACAUGUGGACACUAAAAAUAGAGGUGGCACCAGUUUUUACUGCAACAAGAUGAUGCAAAUACGGGGGAUGACUAGGCCCAGGUGCAAGCAAUUCAACACCUUCAUCCAUGAAAACAUCUGGGACAUUAAUAACAUCUGCAAGAACCCCAAUAUCCAGUGCAAGAAUGGCAAGAUGAAUUGCCAUGCAGAUGUAAUGAGAGUCACAGACUGCAAGCUUACAUCACGUUCCCGGCGAAACUGCAGAUAUCAGGGCUGGGGCAGUUCUAGGCCUGUUGUCAUCGCCUGUGAUGAUAAAACCCUGAUGCCUGUGUACUUUGACGGAUAG
Messenger RNA from Pipistrellus nathusii (Nathusius's pipistrelle), 438 nucleotides. NCBI's taxonomy places the organism in Eukaryota, Metazoa, Chordata, Mammalia, Chiroptera, Vespertilionidae. The record is from the annotation of a GenBank genome assembly.